CAAUGCUAGCCUGCAUCCCCAUGUGGUAGACAGCCUAUUCGAUCAAUUAAAUGUACCAGCUAUAGGCCAUGCUUAUCAUAGCCUUCUAUGAAUUCCACCUAGAAUUAAGUCUCUACAGCUAAAAGAGCAGUCAAACACCGUCAGCGACUGGCUCUAUUAAUUUUGACCAAAUCUUUCAUGUCAGGUAUUAGUUAAAGAGCUAAACAAAAAUCAUACUGUAAAUAUCUGUAAUAGGCCUAUUCUCACGCUCAACACAAAGCAGGCGGAUUUAAAUUGUAGGCUAACCCUGAUUAAAGUCAUGUUUAUUGCUACAAAAUUUUAGGUUUAAACGGGAAGUAGGUUGCUAAAUCAGGUCAUAGGGAAUCCGCAGGUGUUUCUGAUGACAGCGCCACAGCAGGCAUGAAGCGGCGGCUCCUCCUGCUUUUGUUUUCCUGUUUGAAGUAUCAGAUGAACUAGGCCCAACUUUAAAUCAAACGGAAGAACAUUUGUCGGGAGUUUUUACCUUAAGUGAUCCGAAAAGCCCUAUACAAGUGUUAUGCAUUAUAGAUCUAGCUGGGCUGCGCUCCUUCUUACCUGAGACAGAAGAGGAGACCAGAAUAAUUGGAGGGGUGGAGGCAUCAUCUCACUCUUGGCCAUGGCAGGUUUCUCUCAGGUUUAUCACUAUGCCAGCAUGUGGAGGGGCCAUACUGUCACCACUCUGGGUUAUUUCUGCUGCUCACUGCUUCAGAAGGUACAGUAAACCUUCUUUGUGGACAGUUCUGGCUGGAAAACAUGAUCUCGAAAAUUCAGAUGAAAAAGGUCAGAAGGUGGUUGAAGUGAGUAAAAUCAUCAGUCAUAAGGAUUACAGCACUCAGACCAAAGAGCACGACAUUGCCUUAUUGAAGCUGAAGGAGCUGCUCAUCUUCAAUGACUUUGUGAGACCCAUCAACAUCUGGAUGAGUGAGCUGCCCCUGUUCACUGAAUGCACCACCACAGGCUGGGGCUCCACUAGAGAGAAUGGACCUCGUGUGAACAAAUUACAGGAAGUUAAUGUCACACUUCUCCCCUCUGAAGUUUGUAACAAAUAUUAUGUUGGUAGAAUCUUCGAGACAAUGCUUUGUGCAGGAAAGGAAGAAGGUGGUGCAGAUGCCUGUCAGGGGGACUCAGGAGGGCCCAUAUCCUGCUUCAAUGGAAGCAGGUAUGAGCUCGCAGGGGUAGUAAGCUGGGGUGUUGGUUGUGGACGGGUCAAAAAGCCAGGAGUCUACACAAAAAUACAGAAAUUUGUUCCAUGGAUCUUUGAUGUCAUAAAUGAAGAAAAUACACUGUCAGAUGAUGCUCCGGUGGCAGUAGAAGACAACUGUGGAAAGCUCCAGGGCAGAGGGUGUGUGAAAGUCCCACUCACUGCAGCGUUGCACCAGUCCCAGGAUGGUGUUGUAUCUGUGCAAAACAUCAGCGAAUCCUGUCCAUUUUACUGGCCCUGGCAGGUCAGUAUACAACAGGACGGACACCACUACUGCAGCGGGACCCUGAUCAGUCAGCAGUUUGUCAUCACGGCCCAUCACUGCCAUGUACGUGCUGGGGACACAGUGGUUUUGGGAAUACAUGACAUCAGGUAUUCUUUAUUACAAAGUAGUCCUGUAGUGAGAGUUAUCAACCUACCACAAGAUGGCAGCUUUCCUCCAGGUGCUGACCUGUCCCUGAUCCAGCUCGGCAUUCCUGCUAGACUUGGCAGAAAUGUGGCUCCAAUAUGUGUCCCUGAUCAGGAUGAGGAUGGUGAUUUGGAUCCUAGCUGGCUUUGUGCAGUGACUGGAUGGGGGGCAACUAAGGCUACAGGAGGUGUGAAUCCUAACCGGUUGCACCACGCUGCUGUGACGUUGCUUAACCAGACCACCUGUAGAGAGAAGUGGGGAGAAGACAUGAUCAAAGACUCUCAUGUAUGUGCUCAUCCUGCAGCUUCUUCAUCCUGUCUGGGCGACUCGGGAGCUCCUCUGUUCUGUCGAAAGCAUGGUGCCUACUUUCUGUUUGGAGUGGCCACAUGGGGCAGCAAUCGAUGUGAUGAACAUUUUCCAGCAGUUUUCACCAGAGUGCCACGUUUCUAUUCGUGGAUUUCUGAUAAAAUAGGAGACUAUGAAAGCCUCCAUUAGAAGACCUCUCAAAUGCGUUUGUCAGUAACCAUUUUCAAAACCAAAUUGGUUCCUUAACAUACCCAACAAGCUUUUUUUCUCUUUUAAUUAAAGUAUAACUGAUUAUUUGACCUGGCAGCAUGACAAUCAUUGACUGUGUUUCCCACAUGAAUACAGAUAAUUAUGAAUAUAUGGAAAAUACAACACAAGAAAAAUAACUUGUACUAGAACAU
Messenger RNA from Boleophthalmus pectinirostris (great blue-spotted mudskipper), 2335 nucleotides. RefSeq names its product ovochymase 1 (gene ovch1). Gene Ontology annotation, biological process: proteolysis. Gene Ontology annotation, molecular function: serine-type endopeptidase activity. NCBI's taxonomy places the organism in Eukaryota, Metazoa, Chordata, Actinopteri, Gobiiformes, Gobiidae. Bases 663 to 2123 code for a protein of 486 amino acids. The record is from RefSeq and is a predicted model, not a curated record. The transcript is spliced from 13 exons.